Molecule: messenger RNA, 446 nt
Organism: Meloidogyne enterolobii
Lineage: Eukaryota; Metazoa; Nematoda; Chromadorea; Rhabditida; Meloidogynidae
Source: the annotation of a GenBank genome assembly
UUAUUUUGUGGAUCCGGAUCCGAAAAAGGUUAGAUGUUCGAAAACUUCGAUUCGGAUAUCUGGGGAUUUUCCAGGAUCUACCAACCUUGGGGGAAAUGUAUGAAACGAGUAAGCGGUAUGGUUGUGGUAUUCUUGGAUGUCUGGCACGCAUGGUCAUUUCUUUAAAUAAUGAUGAAUGUUCUAAUUUAUCACAACAAAAAUGUAUUUCUACUAAUAAUUCUUUAGAGUUAUUUGAAGAAAUCAAAUUAGCAACAAAACAACUCUAUGAUAAUUUUAUUUAUUCUGGAGAAAAUAAAAAUCAUCAUUUAAUUUUUACAAAAUGUUUAAUUGAAAAAUUUGAAAAUUAUUUUUUUGGCAAAACUCAAAAUGAUGAAAAUUUAAAAAAUUUGGAAAAUUUAAUUGAAGGAGUUUACCAAGAGGUUUUUUAUUUUUUUGGGAAAUGUUGA